GAGGACCGGGGCAAGAAGGCGAAGAAGGAGAAGGAGAAGGAAAAGGAGCGGGGAGGGCGUUCCUCGUCGCGCCAGAAGAAGGACGAUCGCCCCAGGAGAGACGAGCGCUCGCGGCCCAGGGACGAGGAGCGCCCCAGGAGGGCCGCCGACGACGACCGCGGCCGCGGGGAGGCCGAGCGGUCGAGGAGAGACGACCGCCGCAGGGACGACGGAGAGCGCCGCAGGGACGAGGAGCGCCCCAGGAGGGACGACGACGAGCGCUCCAGGAGGUACGACCGCGACGGCGUGACCUUCGUGCCUAGAGACCGGCGCAGGGAGGAGCAGGACCACCGGAAGCCCCACGAGGAGCUGCAGCGGGAGGGCGACCGCGCGCUCGACGGCCGGAGGAGCGCGCCCCUGUUCCCCCAGAACUCCGCGGCGGCGUCGUCCUCGGGCCCUGACGCGGGCGCGCAGAGCAAGCAGCCCGAGGUGUCGGAGGAGGAGGCCAAGCGAGCUCGGGAGAAGGCCCUCGAGAGCGCCGCAGAUAAGAUGGCCCAGCUCAGGGCGUUCAGGCUUGCAAAGGAGAAGGAGGCCCGAGAGAAGGCGGAGGCCAAGCAGCUCAAGGAAGAGGCCGAACUUAAGGAGGCCCAGCGCAAAGAGGCUGAGAUGCGGGAAGCCCAGAAGCGGGAGGCCCAGCUGAAGGGUGCCCAGUUCGGGAAGGGCUGCAUGGGCGACAUGGGCGGCAAGGGCUGCAUGGGCGACAUGUGCGGUAAGGGCUGCAUGGGCGAUAUGAGCGGUAAUGGCUGCAUAGGUGGCAAGGGCGGCAUGGGUGGCAAGGGCGGCAUGUUUGGCAAGGGCUGCAUUGGCGACAUGUGCGGUAAGGGCUGCAUGGGCGACAUGUGUGGUAAGGGUUGCAUGGGCGACAUGUGUGGUAAGGGCUGCAUGGGCGACAUGUGUGGUAAGGGCUGCAUGGGCGACAUGGGCGGCAAGGGUUGCAUGGGCGACAUGGCUGGCAAGGGCUGCAUGGGAGGCAUGCCAGGCAAAGGGCUGCAUGGGCGACAUGUGUGGCAAGGGCUGCAUGGGCGGAAAGGGCUGCAUGAACGGCAAGGGCGAUAUGGGCAGCAAGGGCUGCAUGGACGGAAUGUGUGGCAAAGGCUGCAUGGGCGACAUGUGUGGCAAGGGCUGCAUGGGCGACAUGGCCGGCCAGGGCUGCAUGGGCGGGAAGGGCUGCAUGGGCGGCAUGGGCGGCAUGGGAUGCAAGGGCUGUAUGCCGCCGAUGCCCGGCAUGGGUGGCAUGCCCAAUGUCGUGGCGAUGCCCAUGAAAGGGGUCCCCCCGCCCGCUCCAGCCAUCAUGGACGGCACCGGCGCGAUGGCCAAGUCUGCGGGACCGGGCCCCCUGGGCGGCAUGGGCGACGGCAGCAUGGGCUUCACGGCCAAGGCUGGCAUCGGCGCCAUGGUCAAGGCUGGCUUCGGAGGCGCUGGAGGUCCCUCCAUGGAUGCCAGCCUGGACGGCAUGAGCAUGAGCAAGGCGGGGACCAGGGCGGUGAUGGGCGGCGCGGACGGCGCGUGCGGCUUCAGCAGCAAGGCGUCCGGUGCGAUGUCGCCCCCAGCGCUCCCCGGCAAGGGUGCCUCGCAGGCAUGCCCCGCGAUGCUGCCGCCGCCCCCGGCCGUGCCGGGCAAGAGCGCCGCCCAGGCGUCCUCCGCGAUGCUGCCGCCGCCCCCGGGGCUGCCCGGCAAAAGCGCCUCGCAGGCCGGCGCCGACGGCGGCCCCCCGUCCAGCGUCAGCAAGAGCAGCAGGGGCGGAGCGCCGCCCUCGCCUGACGCGCCCGCGGCGGCGACCAAGGCUAAGUCGGCGCCGCCGCCUCCGCCGCCCGACGAGCCGAAGAACUGGGCGCCGCCGCACCUACGGAAA
Messenger RNA from Prorocentrum cordatum, 1891 nucleotides. The record is from the annotation of a GenBank genome assembly. Lineage: Eukaryota; Dinophyceae; Prorocentrales; Prorocentraceae.